ACAAAAUCAAUUCUAACUUCCGCCUUUCUCUCAGUGGUCGUGGUUAUGAAAAUGACAACCUGUCAAAGCAUAAAGUUGCAUAAACUACACAUGAAAAAAACAAACGUCAUACGUGUUGUCAACGUGUGUCAUAUGAUCAGGAAUAUGAAAAACCUAAUUGAGGUAGUGAGCCUUACCGACGGUGGGCGUCGCUGUUGGAUCAACAAUCACCUAAAAAGUUUCGCCUUUCCCUUACUGGGCGUGGUUAUUCAAAUUAAAAGCUCCGGGAGUGUGAAAUUAUCUGAAUAUAUAAAAAAACGCCCAUUCCUUGUCGAGUCAUACCACAGAAGACAGUAAAGACAACACCCGAUGGUGAGAGUCACGACUGGACGGUGAAAAGCAAAGAGUUUACGACGCGACAUGCCACCUCACAUGGAGUACUUUUACCACGAAUCCCGUGUCCCCUCCGGUUGCGGACUGACCCGGGAGGACGAGCUGGAGCCGGGCGUCAUCAGUUGCAUGCUGGUGGGCGACGGCGCCGUGGGCAAGACCAGCAUGAUAGUCAGUUACACUUCCAAUGGAUACCCGGUGGACUACAAGCAGACCGGUUUUGACGUCUUUUCAGGUCAGGUCCAAGUGGAUGGAUCUCCAGUCAGAGUCCAGCUGGUGGACACUGCAGGACAGGAGGAGUUUGAUGAGUUCCGAUCGCUGUCCUACUCGCACACGGACGUCUUCCUGCUGUGCUUCAGCAUGGUCAACCCCACUUCCUUCCACAACAUCACCAAGAAGUGGGUGCCCGAGAUCCGUUCCUCCAACCCCACCUCGCCCAUUGUCUUGGUGGGCACACAGUCGGACCUCCUGUUGGAUGUCAAUGUGCUCAUUGGCCUGGACCGCGCCAGCGUCAAGCCCGUGGCCAGCUCACGGGCGCGAGGGAUGGCGGAGAAGAUCCGAGCGGAGGAUUACGUGGAGUGCUCGUCGCUCACGCAAAAGAACCUGAAGGAGGCGUUUGACGCCGCCAUCUUCGCCGCCAUCAAGAACAAGGCACGGCAGGCCAAGAAAAGGCGGUCGUCGGACAGGCGCGCCAAGGCCUUCUCCAGGUGCAGCUGGAAGAAGUUCUUCUGCUUCGUCUGAGUCGGCCGGGACUGUGGACAUGAGUUCUGACCUUAUGUGCAGCGUUUGUCGGUACAAGUGACAUUCAGGAUAUGGCAUCGGGAGAAGGUUUUGUGGAGCCCCACCGACAAAGGACUGUGUCUUGUUUACGUCUAUUUGGCUCGGAAUACGUAGGUACACGAACCAACACCCUACCAAUGGUUCUUCUGGUGUACCUGUUACAUUGGAAAAUGUGUAAAUAAGUUAUCGAGCUGCAAAUUGGACGGAAAGCUUUUUGAGCAUUUAUUCAGUAUCCUCGAUAUCCAGAUCCAUGUGCUAGUACGCUCUCAAUAGAAAGACAAUUCAGUCUCAUGGCAAGGACACACUCGUAAAAUGAGUGUGCCUUAUUUGAAGACAAAAACUGCGCUUCUUGACAAUCGCGUGCUGCCGGUACAAGUGACGUAAAAGUCAAGUUUCAAAAGUUUGCAUCUUGUGCUUCACUACAAGUACUAGUCGCACACAGAUGUCAAGUAUUGUAGAGUUUUGCCUCACUUAUAACAUCUAGCUGUCCUAUUAGCAUGCCCAAGUUGUACGACUCGUGUGUAGAAAAGUCGUACAUCAGUGGAAGGCAGAGUGAAAAAACACUGCAGUGCUAAGUGAGUUGCUUUGCAAGUGCAAGUUUACGACGGCUCGCGAGGGCCAAGAGC
Molecule: messenger RNA, 1775 nt
Organism: Hippocampus comes (tiger tail seahorse)
Lineage: Eukaryota; Metazoa; Chordata; Actinopteri; Syngnathiformes; Syngnathidae
Gene: rhov
Product: ras homolog family member V
Exons: 3
Coding region: 400-1110 (236 amino acids)
Biological process (GO): small GTPase-mediated signal transduction
Molecular function (GO): GTP binding; GTPase activity
Source: RefSeq, a predicted model, not a curated record